This is a messenger RNA of Oryza brachyantha (malo sina), 1797 nucleotides long. RefSeq names its product probable transcription factor RL9. Gene Ontology annotation, biological process: regulation of DNA-templated transcription; abaxial cell fate specification. The transcript has 6 exons. NCBI's taxonomy places the organism in Eukaryota, Viridiplantae, Streptophyta, Magnoliopsida, Poales, Poaceae. Gene Ontology annotation, molecular function: transcription cis-regulatory region binding. The record is from RefSeq and is a predicted model, not a curated record. The coding region runs from base 116 to 1180 and encodes 354 amino acids. Gene Ontology annotation, cellular component: nucleus.
GAGAUUGUGUGAGAAGAGAGUUGAGCUGAGCUGAGCUCUGAAGAAGAAGAGGUGUAAGCUAGAGGAAGAAGAAAGUAGCUGUACCAAAGUGAGUGGUAGAGAGUGGGUGAGAUCAAUGGAGCUCUUCCCUUCGCAGCCGGAUCUUUCCCUCCAGAUCGGCCUCCCCACGGGUGCAAGCGCGGCGACGCAUGGCCAUGAUAACCACCACGGCCUAAACGCGAGGUUCUUUGCCGCGGGCGGCAGCACGGCAAUGGCGGCACCGUCGCCGUCGCUGCCGCUUCCCAUGCCGAUGCCGCUGCCGCUGCCCAUGGCGCCAGCCGCCGGCGGCGGCCUGCAGUUCUACCAGCACGCCAACCCCGACGCCGCCGCUGCCGCCGCCAUGCUGAGGCCCAUCCGUGGCGUGCCGCUGUACCACCACCACGCCGCCGCCGCCGCCGCCGCCGCCGCGGCGCCCUUCGUGGCCCCGGCGCAGCUUCCGCACCACGCGGCGCAGUCCGCCGCGGCGCCGUGCUACUGCGAGCCGUGCCACGUCGCCGGCGCGUGGCGCCGGGCGGGCUGCGGCGCGGUGGCGGCGGCCGCGCGCGGCGUGCUCCCGGCGAAGCGCGCCCCGCGCGCGCCGCGCAUGCGGUGGACGUCCACCCUCCACGCCCGCUUCGUCCACGCCGUCGAGCUCCUCGGCGGCCACGACAGGGCAACCCCAAAGUCAGUUCUUGAGCUGAUGGAUGUGAAGGACCUCACCCUGGCUCAUGUCAAGUCUCACUUGCAGAUGUACAGGACCGUGAAGAAUACCGAAAGGCCGGCAGCUUCGUCAGAGCAAGCUGAUGGGUUUGAGAACGGGUCGGCCGGCGAGAUCUGCGACGAGAACUCGCUUGAUUUGCACGGCGGCUGCCGGCCGGAGGCGAUGGCGGCGGCGGCGCGACAUGGAAGGUUAGCUGCUUGUAACGAUCAUGGGAGCAGCACCGGUGCUCAUGGCGCCCUGUGGAAUAGCUCCUCAAGGGAGGACUGGUCUGGCUUCCCAAGUGAGUCCAACACUGGAAGCAUGCAAACUCUGAAGGAUAUGCAGUCCAAGAGCCUGGAGAUCUUAUCAGACAUGAACUCCUGCGUCUCUGAGACGACAUCGAGCACGAGCGAGCUGAACCUCGAGUUCACCCUAGGGCGACCUCAAAACCGACCAAAUUAACACUAGCUAAGAUCAAUCGACACCGAUCACGGUAGACAAGCGACCUGUGAGAACAUCAUCAUGAUCAUCGUCGACAAGAAUUAGGGGGAGUAGUUUGCAAGUUCAUCGAUCAUUCAUUCAUGUUUUAACAUGGUCCCAAUUCAAAGAGUAGACAUUGUCAUCUUUCACUGUUGAAAAAGAUGUUCAUGCUGAAGGACAGUGGAAAGGAGGGGAAAGCUAGCUGGAUAUAUAGUGGUAGAGAGUGAAAGCAAGAGCAUCGUACCAAUGGGAAAUGGGGUUAAUGUCUAGGUCAAUUUAGAGGGCUUUUUAUGCAGUUGUAACAAUGAGCUAUAGCUAGCUGAUGGGGGAAGAAAAAAAAGGAGGGAAAGGGUGGCUUUUCUACUGCAAUCACAUGCAUGUCCAUGAGCUUUGCUAUCUAGAUAGCUUUUGUAGCCUUGACAGUAGGGAGAGAAAAGAGAUAAAGUUGAUCUAUGUGUAUGCACAUUAUGCAGAGUGUUGUUCAAGAUCUUUAGGGAGAUAAGGUGACCAUGACAACAACAAGAAAAACAUAUACCUGCUGACAUCCAUGUAUGCUUAUUAUUAGUCAGUGAUCAACUGUCCUGAAACAUGCAAAAUUA